Messenger RNA from Parastagonospora nodorum SN15, 738 nucleotides. RefSeq lists its product as hypothetical. The record is from RefSeq and is a predicted model, not a curated record. The transcript has 6 exons. NCBI's taxonomy places the organism in Eukaryota, Fungi, Ascomycota, Dothideomycetes, Pleosporales, Phaeosphaeriaceae. Bases 102 to 422 code for a protein of 106 amino acids.
CAAACUCUCAUACAACAAAUCCACUCCAGAUUCUCAAGUGACCUCUCUCAACCACUUGAUUUUAUUGCAUUCCUGCAACUUCUCUCCAUCCACAUAUCAACAUGCCUAAGGAGAAGGUAACCCGUGGUAAGGGCCGUGCCACCAAGGCCGACGGCGGCAAGAAGAAGAAGGACCCCAACGCCCCCAAGCGUGGUUUGUCCGCCUACAUGUUCUUCGCCAACGAGCAGCGCGACAAGGUCCGUGAGGACAACCCCGGCAUCAAGUUCGGCGAGGUCGGCAAGAUGCUCGGUGAGAAGUGGAAGGCUCUCAAUGAGAAGCAGCGCACUCCUUACGAGGCCAAGGCUGCCGCUGAUAAGAAGCGGUACGAGGAAGAGAAGGCCGCUUACCAGGCUGGCGAGGAAGAGGAGGAGGAGUCCGAGUAGUCGUCUUCAACUCGGUCAUCUCCCAGGCUUCGGCAGUCACCAGACUAUCGGCGCAUGGGAUUCUCUAUGUCACCUUUGAUUUUUCUUAAUGGGAACUCUUUACGGCGAGCGGGCUGAAGCGAAAAUCUGUAAUGUUCACUAUUUGCGGAUGGUCGGCUACACUCUAGCCCAUGCGCAGAUUCUAACAACGGCGGACAUGGCUUUGACAGUUCAUGAUGUUUUGGCGUCCUUGCUCUGACGCGGGAAGACAUCACGAAGCUCAUGAUCCCAAGUCUAUGUACACUAUCUACUGCGGUAUGAAAAUGCUUUGCAACGA